UAUAGAUGGUCAUAGAGGUGGUCGAUGCUAUGAGCUUUGCGAUUUUUCAUGCAAAACUUGUGAAAGCAAUAUAAGUUACUGCGAUUCAUGCUUUGAUGGAUUUUUCCUAGGACUGAAUAAAGAUUGUAAGUCUGAGUGUCCUACCAACUGUAAAACAUGUACUUCUGAUACCAUAUGUCAAAAAUGUAAAGAAGGAUUCGUCAAUAAAGAUGGAUACUUUGAUUGCAGAUAUUCAAAUUGUCCUGAAAAUUGUUAUUGCAAUUUCUCAACAUGCGUUAUGUGCAAAGAUGGGUUUUAUGACACAAGAGAAUCAUGCAUGAACAAAUGCCCGGAUAAUUGCUAUAAUUGUUCAAAUUAUACGGUCUGUAAUUCCUGUAAAGAUGGAUUUUAUAGUAGUGGUGAUCAGAAAGUAUGUUCAAAUACAUGCUAUAAGGAUUGCAUAACCUGCUCUUCGCACGAGAAAUGUUUAAAAUGUCAAACCGGAAAGUUUGGUAAUCAAUGUCAGAAUAACUGUUCAUUUGGCUGCAGAGAUAAUGUUUGCUUUAUUGGAACAGGAAAAUGUCAUUGCUUACCUAACUUUGAUGGUGAAACUUGUUCUGAAUGUGUACAUGGUUAUUACGGAUCCUUUUGCGACAAGGAAUGUCCUGAUAAUUGUAAAAACAAUACGUGUGGAAGAUCUCUCGGGAACUGUACAAAAGGAUGUAAAACAGGUACAAUGACUGGCAAUUUCUGUGAAAAUUGUAUUGUGGGAAAAUAUGGCUUAUAUUGUGAGAACAAUUGUUCGAAAAAUUGUUUAAAUGGAAAGUGUGACAAAGAGAAUGGUACAUGUUCUGAGGGGUGUAAAGGUGGUUUCAAAGGAUAUUUUUGUUUGGAAUGUGUUCAGGGUAAAUAUGGAGAUGAAUGUAAAGAUGAUUGUCCAGAUACUUGUAAAGAUAACAGAUGUGAGAAACAGUCUGGGUAUUGCUUUGGAUGUAUAGAACAUUUCGACGGAAUGAUGUGUGAUAACUGUGAGCCUGGCUUUUAUGGCUCGGAUUGUGAACAGAUUUGUUCUCCAAAUUGUAUGAAUGUUUCCUGUAAUAAAAUUUCUAGUGAGUGUCAUCUGGGAUGUAAAGGAGAUUACUCUGGAGAUAAGUGUUGUAUAAACAACAAGAAUUGUUUAUACUGUGCAAAUACCACAGCUUGUCGUGAAUGUAAAUCUGGGUACUUUGGUCAAACCUGUAAUCAGACAUGUAGCGAUCUUUGUAUAAACAAUGUUUGUGAGAUAAAUACAGGUAUUUGUACAGAAGGAUGUCAAGCGUCUUCGCAAGGUGAUAUAAUUUGUGUUCGAAGUCAAGAUCAAGAUGGAUUUUAUAGAACUGGUGAUCAGAAAGUAUGUUCAAAUACAUGCUAUAAGGAUUGUAUAAGCUGCUCCUCGUACGAUGAAUGUUUGAACUGUAAUUCUGGAAAGUUUGGUCGUCAGUGUCAGAAUAAUUGUUCAGUUGGUUGCAUAGAUAAUGUUUGUCUAGUGAAGCUGGAAAACGGUAAAUACAGAAUGGAAUGUAAAGGUGAUUGUCCAGAUACUUGUAGAGACAACAGAUGUGACAACAGUCUGGAAAAAGCAAAAAUUGAAAACACAAAUGGUUCAAAGGACACGUCGUUAACUGCAGUUUUUGCAACCCUUUUUGCUAUUGCAACCGUUGCACUAUGUGUGUUGAUAUCGAAGAUGGUUCUAGAGAAAUUCUUCACAGCAAAAAGAAAACAAAAGGAUACUAUGGAACUAAGCUCCACAACCGAAAUACAGAAUAUCUCAAAUAGUUCUGAUGAUCACAUGUACGACUCAGCUAACGUCCAUAGAUCGGGAGGACCGAAUAAAGAUUGUAAGUCAAAGUGUCCUUCUAACUGUAAAAUAUGUACUUCUGAUACCAACUGUACAACUUGUAAAGAAGGAUUCAUCAAUAAAGACGGAUUCUUUGAUUGUAGUAGAUAUUUUAAUUGUCCUGAAAAUUGUUAUUGCAAUUUCUCGACAUGUGCACUGUGCAAAGAUGGGUUUUAUGACACAAGAGAAUCAUGCCUGAACAAAUGCCCGGAUAAUUGCUAUAAUUGUUCAACUUAUACGGAUUGUUAUUCCUGUAAAGAUGGAUUUUAUAGUAGUGAUGACCAGAAAGUAUGUUCAAAUACAUGCUACAAGAAUUGUAUAAGCUGCUCAUUGCACGAUAAAUGUUUAAAAUGUAAAACCGGAAAGUUUGGAGAUCAGUGUCAGAAUAAUUGCUCAGUUGGCUGCAAAGAUAAUAGUUGUUCUUUCGAAACUGGAAAAUGUAUAUGCCUACCUAAUUUUGAUGGUGCUACUUGUUCACAGUGUGUACUUGGACAAUUUGGUACCUUGUGUGACAAGGAAUGUCCCGAUAAUUGUAAAAACAAUAUGUGCGGAAGAACUCGAGGAAACUGUACAGAAGGAUGCAAAUCAGACAUUAUGUCUGGAAGUUACUGCGAAAAUUGUAUUGUUGGAAAAUAUGGCUUAUAUUGCAAGAAUAAUUGCUCGAAUAAUUGUUUAAAUGGUAAGUGUGACAAGGCAAACGGUACAUGUUCUGAGGGUUGCAAGGAUGAUUUCAAAGGACCUUUCUGUUUGGAAUGCAUUCAAGGUAAAUAUGGAGAAGAAUGUAAAGACGACUGUCCAGAUACUUGCAAAGAUAACGAAUGUUCAAAAAAAUCUAGGCAUUGCUUUGAAUGUAAGGAAAAUUUUGACGGAAUGAUGUGUGAUUUCUGUAAAUCUGGCUUUCAUGGCUCAGAUUGUGAACAAAAAUGUUCCUCAGGGUGCACGAAGAUUUCUUGCAAUAAAGAUUCUGGCAAAUGUAGCCAUGGGUGCAAGGAUGGAUACUCUGGAGAUAAAUGUUGUAUAAACAGCAAUAAUUGUUUAUAUUGCAAAAAUAACACAGUUUGUCGUGAAUGUAAAUCCGGGUACUUUGGUCAAAGCUGUAAUCGGAUAUGCAGUGAUCUGUGUAUCAACAAUGUUUGUGAGUUGAACACUGGCAUUUGUACGGAAGGAUGUAGAGCUUCGCUGGAUGAUAUAAUUUGCGUCCACAAGGCCGUUAUGGACUAA
Messenger RNA from Ruditapes philippinarum (Manila clam), 3076 nucleotides. Its product is annotated as multiple epidermal growth factor-like domains protein 10. NCBI's taxonomy places the organism in Eukaryota, Metazoa, Mollusca, Bivalvia, Venerida, Veneridae. The coding region runs from base 278 to 3076 and encodes 932 amino acids. The record is from RefSeq and is a predicted model, not a curated record. The transcript is spliced from 8 exons. Gene Ontology annotation, molecular function: scavenger receptor activity.